Messenger RNA from Argiope bruennichi, 2088 nucleotides. RefSeq lists its product as uncharacterized. The transcript has 2 exons. The record is from RefSeq and is a predicted model, not a curated record. NCBI's taxonomy places the organism in Eukaryota, Metazoa, Arthropoda, Arachnida, Araneae, Araneidae. The coding region runs from base 150 to 1706 and encodes 518 amino acids.
UUCAUUGUGGGUGGGUCAAUGGUAUUUUGUAGUUAAAGAAACGAAACAUUCGUCCACUUUACAAUAUUGAUCAGCACAGAAACUUCUAAAUGAAUUCCUGUGGUACUUAAGAGCCAAUUAAUUUUCAUUAACCCUCAGGUUAACAUAGAAUGCCUCAAAGAACAAAGAAGGACUCUAAACACAACCGUCCCUCAGGCAAUACAGGUUCACGAUGGCACAACUUUCAUUUCAGUGGAAAAUUGAUUUCUUGCAGUGUUAUUUUUGGUUUCCUGCUCAUACUUGUUGGAGGUAUCCUGUUAGCUAUAGGAAUGGAUCGGGAAGAGGAAAACAAAUCAGAUGAUUAUGGUGAUCUACAGAAAAAACCCCCACUGGUGUUUGUCGGACCAGUUAUUAUGGGCAUUGGUGGAUUCACUGUAAUUAUUGGUGUCAUUAUGUGCCUAGUAGAAACAAAAGUAUUUCGUAGGAGAGCUGGAGACUCCAAUCCUCUCAUUAAUAGCGAAGGUGGAGAGUCUGCUUCAAGAGAUAUUGAAGCUAUAAAUGGUGGAUCUGAUCCUACAGCAAUACCAUCAGAUUCUAAACAUUACAAAAAACACCAACAUGGUAAAAAAUCUCCUAGAAAAACAAGAAAUGGUAAAAAAUCUCACUCUUCAAACGAAGCUUCUUCGUCUAGUUCUCAGUCUUCAGAACCCAUAAGUAUUUCUGGAAAAGGCUCCAGAAACUUCUUGAAUGCAAGUGAUACAUUUUUGACGCCUCCUGGUUCUUUUACUCAAGACGAUUUACAAAUGCAAGGGGCAAAACGAGAUGCUGUUAAUCAAACUAGUGCCUCAUUGCUGAAGUCCUAUAACAGCUCUGGAACAUACAGUACAGAAUUUCAGACACCUUCUGCUUCUUUCAUUGACUCAGCAAGUUUCCCUAGCAGUCAAGACAGCAAUGAAGUACCGACCCCACAGCUUCCUUUGAACAUACCUAGCAAUCUUAUUGUAAAAUCUCUUGGAAAUGCAAGACACGAAUUCUUGACACCACAGAAUUCUAACGCAGAUGUGUUAGAAACACUUGAAAAACCUAGAGAGGUAAAAUCUAAAGAGGAGUAUUCGCCUGUAAUAAACAGACAUGCUUUUCUAACACCAAAAAACUCUGCCGAUUUAUUAGAAGACUCACCACCCAAUGAGGAAGUAUUAGAACACAUGAGGAAUACUUUAAACCUUCCAGAUACUUUUGUGAGUAAGAAAUCUCCAGAUAAAGUAGCUACAAUGAAUAUUGUAGCUGAUAUCCACGAACCAUCAAAGCAACACUUUUCAGAUAUGAAUAAUGCUUUAGUCAAGCCGUCUACCAAACAUUCAAAGCCUCAAGAAGAAGUUGUGCAUUCAGAUAUCAAAGUUGAUGUUCUAAUCGAUGCUAUAGAUGAUGAAGUUAAAGGCAAUACACAAGGAAAUAUAUCAAAUAUUAAAGAUGAUGAAACUGGAGAGUCAUCAGAAAAUAUUAAGAGUAACCAGAACAUGGUUUCUGAAAAUGCACAGAGUGUAAGAGAAAAGGUUGAUAAAAUGUCCAACCUUAUUGAAAAAGAUGAACUUAAAGCAAAUGGCGAAAGUGCGCGUAGUUUUGAGUUUACAUCUGAAGAUAAUUUGAUAGCAAAUGAUCCUACUUCAAAAAAGGAUUUAAGCUCGAGGAUAGAUGGCAAUCUGGAUAGUUUAAAAAAAGGAGAAUAGGAAAGGGAAAUGCAAUCUCAAUUCCUUAACCGAAAACUUUCACCUUACAGCAUAAUACAAAUAGUACAAUAGUCACUCACUCAUAAUGAAUGAGUGAGUGACUUUUCCACUCAAAAAUGAAUAAGUGAUUUUCUCACUUAAUUAGAAAAUAGUGAUGUUUAUACUGAACUGAAAACAAGAGAAACAAGAAAAGAAAGAAAAUUUAACAAAUAAUGCCCUUCGGUUAGGAGAAUGUUUGUGUUAAGAUAGUUUGUAAUAGUCUUCAAAUGUUGAUAAGUAGUGUGUGUUUAAAAUAAUACAUGUGCCUAGUUGUGAAACAACAUGAUGUCUAAAUUAUAUUAUUCUGAUUACAACAUGUGGCAAUAAAAAAGGCUCUUUUGAA